Molecule: messenger RNA, 1778 nt
Organism: Colletotrichum navitas
Lineage: Eukaryota; Fungi; Ascomycota; Sordariomycetes; Glomerellales; Glomerellaceae
Product: longiborneol synthase
Exons: 3
Coding region: 418-1542 (374 amino acids)
Molecular function (GO): carbon-oxygen lyase activity, acting on phosphates
Source: RefSeq, a predicted model, not a curated record
GGCGGCUGUCACUACUCAAUCCCGCACUUCUACAAACCUACCAACGUAAACCACUUAGCUAGGUACCCAGAAACCCGCAUACAACGAGGAUGAAACUAGUUGACCAUCUGGCUAUCGUUCCAGUCAGCUUGCUCGAGAUGGAGAUGAGCAAUAUCUCUUACCCACAUCUCUCCAAAACGGCCUCCCUCGUCCCGAUUCCUAUACCGUCCGACGCUAUCCAUAAAGAUCCAGGUCUCCCCCGUAUAGCUAUGGUCCAUGGAUAUAGUUGCUAGUGUCAAGUCUGUGCUCCUUCUAGACCAUCCGUUGGCUUUCACCGACUCUUUUAACCCCGUAGCACCCUUCCACGCCCGUUCUUCCUUCUUGCCCAUUCCUGCCCAACGAAGAUCCUAGUAUAUUUAGGUUCAAAUCGUUGUAAGGAUGAUUAGUCCGUCCCAACUCACGCCCGGGGCUCACGACGCCGCCGUCGCGGCUGGCAACCCGCUGUUCCGGAUGCUGAGCUCGCUGUGGGGGCUGUUCUCCCCGAAGCGCAUCCGGCUCGAAGAUGACCUGGCAGCGGCGCCGGACAGGCUGGCCUCUCUCGUCAAGCCCAUCUGCACAGAUAUGCUGAAGGAGCUGAGAUAUCCUGGCGUCCCGCAGAUCAAGGAGGAAUCGGUAGAAGCGCUCUUGCAAUACAUGUACAAGAGAGCCGUCGAAAUCGGCUACCCUCUCGACACCCCCAUCUCCGCAAAGGCGUUCCGCCUGGGCCACUCGCUCGGACUGCUCUGUCAUCCUAACCACCCGACAGAAGUGCAGGGUUACGUUGGACUCUUCACGUGGCUCGUCGUGCAGUACGAUGACAUUGUCGGCCAGAACGACGAGAUGGCCGAGGCCCAGCUCUUCCAGGAGCGUUUCUUCAAAGGCGAGACGCAGCCGAAUGCCAUGCUGGAGGGCUUGGCGACCCUGAUGCGAGAGGCUCCUCGCUUGUUCGACCCUGUCAUGGCCAACCUGCUGCAAAUAUCUACCCUCAAGUUCUUGACGUGCAACCUGCUGGAGCGCCACAAAGGCUUCAUUAACAUGAGAAUCACGCGAGCCGGGGUCAAGUUCCCCGACUUUGUCAGGGACUUAUCGGGCAUCAACGUAGCCUUCGCCGUCUUCUGCUUCCCCCAGGCCCAGUACCCCGACGUUGAGCAAUACCUCGAAGCAAUCCCUGACAUGGCCAGGUUUAUUGACAUUUCGAAUGACGUCUUGUCGUUCUACAAGGAGGAGCUCGGCGGUGACACCAGAAACUACGUACACAACCGUGCAAUGGCAACCGGCCGGCCUGUGCUCACCGAACUUGAAGUGAUCAAGAACGAGGUGGUGGAAGCCGCGAACCGAGCCGCCGUGAUCCUCAAGGGACGCGGCCAGUACGAGCAGUCGCUGCACGACAGCGUCCGGGGCCUGUUGGCGAUGCACACGGCCAACCCCAGGUACAAGUUGAAAGACCUUGGGCUGGCCGAGGAGCACCCGCUGGCCCCCUUUGAGGACCAGAUUGGCGAGCUGUUCGACCGAAUGAGGGAAUAAUUUUUAUGAGUUGGGUUGGCGAUUUCCGUGAAGAAGCAAGAGGCAUGAGAUACCCCCUGGGUGGCAUUCUGAUUUUUUUAUGGCAGCACAACUGCUUUUUCUUAUGUCAGGGGUCCUUAUAGUUUGUGUUUAUUGUAUCAACUGGCGUAUGGGUAGUAGAGGCUGGAGAGAGAGAGAGAGAGAGAGAGAGAGAGAGAGAGAGAUCGAAGAGAAAAAAAGAAGAAGAAGAAGAAGAA